AUGACGUCUCUACAUCCUGCCUUACGGGCUGUAAUUGCUGUGGUUGCAGCGCCACUGAGUCUGUAUUGCGUCUUCAUCGGUUUGGGUAUGACGCCUUUCUUUCAGAGACAUUUCUUGUACGCUCAUAAAAUCAACACAUUAUUAUGGAGUAAUGUGAAUCAACCAGAACGAUGGGGUUUCGCUCGAAACCAGGUAACUCCUUUCUCGCUCAAAACUCCCGACGGAGAAACUAUAUAUGCCUGGCAUAUUCUUCCCCUGCCGCUUUAUCUCAAGAAUGAAGCCAUAAUCGAAUCACAAGAGCCAGGGUUUUCAGCUGAUUUCACCAAAACUGAAUCAUUCCGCCUACUAAAAGAAGAUCCAGAAUCUAGACUUGUUCUGUAUUUUCACGGUAACGCUGGCCAUGUCGCACAAGCUAUCAGACCUCUCAGCUACCACUCGUUAACUGACACCUCCUCAUACCAUGUCGUCGCUAUUGACUACAGAGGAUUCGGUCACUCGACAGGCUCGCCUACUGAAACUGGAGUAAUUCAAGAUGCUGCCACACUUGUGGAGUGGGCUACCAAGGUUGCUGGCGUUCCAGCCAGCCGCAUUGUUCUCCUUGGACAAAGUCUAGGCACAGCCGUGGUCAGUGCAGUCGCCGAAAAGUACGCUCUACAGGGUGUUGAGUUUGCCGGCAUCACCAUUGUCGCAGGUUUCAGCGACUUGGCCAAUCUGCUGUUGGGCUAUCGUAUUGGAGGCGUUGUCCCUGUACUCGCGCCCUUUCAAAUGUGGCCUACGCUCAUACGUUUCAUUCAUCGAUUCGUCGUCGACAAGUGGCAUUCAGAUCACCGUUUGGCUAAUGUUGUGCGUCACACAAAAACAAGGCUCAGGCUCAAUUUGGUCCACGCCAAGAACGACAAAGACAUUCCAUGGACAGAAGACAAUAAGCUCUUUCGAGCGGCUGUCCAAGAGAUGGUUGGGGUAAUGGACGAUGAAGAAUUCGCAGCCUGGAAAGAAGAGCGAACUGUCCAUAAGGGAAAGGAUGCAUUUGUGGCGACUUGGACAGCUCAACCCGACAUGAUCAUACGUCAAGAACUUUUUCCCUAUGGCGGUGCGUCUAAUGCAUCUACGCGAAUCGAAGAAGUACAAAAUAACUAA
Messenger RNA from Fusarium poae, 1137 nucleotides. RefSeq lists its product as uncharacterized. Bases 1 to 1137 code for a protein of 378 amino acids. Lineage: Eukaryota; Fungi; Ascomycota; Sordariomycetes; Hypocreales; Nectriaceae. The record is from RefSeq and is a predicted model, not a curated record. The transcript has 5 exons.